AUGGUGACUCGCGUCAGCGUUUAUUGGGAUGCCUCAGCUCAAGUGGCAUUGGAUGUGUCCGCCUUGGACGCCGUUUCGUCAGUGUUCGAUGUUGCCAAGGCCCACGGUCUUAUCCAAAGCUUCAGAUUAUACGUUGACCGACAGAACUCUGGGUCAUUCACGGUCGAGAGUAAGUCCGAACUCCAGGCCUCCGGCGUUUCCAUCGUGGAGGUGGCAGCAGAAGGUAGAGCAGGUGCAUCGGCGAAGAUGAUGCUAGCGGACGCCUUUCUUCACGGACUCACCUGUGUGACGGCGUUCGCGUUAAUCUUUGUCUCAGCAGACCCGGACAUCAUGUACGGCUUGUCUCUGUUGAAACUCCAAGGUAUCCGGACGAUCCUUCUUACCCCACGGAACGCACACCGAAACUUGGUUCAGAGGGCAUACUGUGAACUCCCCCUUCUUGAACAACAGGAUAUCUCGAUGUUACCGACCGUGUCCGUGGAUCACCCCGGGGCUGCAGCAGCCGAACCUUCGACCCGACACUCGCAGAACGGGUCCAUCGUGGCCAGCCAUCUCACCAACGAGUCGAUCUCUAGCUCGUCUUCUUACUCGCCUUCCUUGGUCUCGCAAGCAGCCGGAGAUGGUCCUUCGCAUGAGGAUCAACAACCGCAGUGGAAGGGGAAGGGAAAGACGACUCAAUUCUCAACCCACGCAUGCGGACGCGAUACACCUUCUAUAAGCAGGCGAACUUCAGUUUCGUCGUUCUACAAGCCGCCUACUGGAAUGUUUGAGAGGGGGAGCUCUCCUUCGCCUUCACCCUCUCCUAUUUCUCAGCGUUCCGAAUUCAUAGUCGUCAACAAGACCUCUGAGGCAACUGACUCUCCAACUCGUCGAGUCCCUGGUACUCCGCCUGAUCUAUCGCCUGCAUACGAGCAUCCUCGGCUUCCCUCUAUCCCGCAGCCAUUGUCCAAUGUAACCACGUCAGCUAACUCUGCGGUUGAUGACGCUCCCGUGUCGGCUAAGAAGUCUCUCAAGCUGCAAACGCCGGACCCAGAGUCAAUCGAACCCGUCGGUUCAUUCACCCAUUCGCUCAACACAUCUGCACUCAAGCCCAAGGCGAUCCCGACUGUCAGUAACAAACCCAGAGUGACUCCGCUCAAAGAUCCCAAGCCUGCACCUGGCAGCCCAUCCGCGGCCGCUGAAAAGAGCAGAGCUCCUGUAUCCCCCAUCCCGGUAGCCGCCUCCAAAGCGGCGCCCUUACCCGCCUUGGUCGCGCCACCCUUGGCCCCACGGCCAAUACAUUCAGCGCCCCCUUCCUCUCCCUUCACAUUUAGUCACCCAGUUCCAGCCCCCGUCCGCACUUCCUUUGGAGAAGCACCCAGUCCCGCGCAAGACGCUGUCGGGAUAGUUUCUAGGCCAGCACCAAAGCCUGCCGCUGUAUCAACAAGCCGCGACCCGUUCACCUCUUUUACUCAGACACCAAAGCCGCCGACAUCUUCCUCGCCAGUGUCAAAGCCAGUUCCAGUAGCACUGGCAAAGAUCGAAGCGGGACCCUCAGUCUCUGGGUCUGGCAUGGCCCAGAAGAUUCAGAAACCACCUCACCGUCGGUACCGGCUCUUGAUCGAUAUCCUUCGCGAGUCUCGUGCUCGCGGGGAGACUUUCAUGAGACGGGUAGACAUGUUCAAUGCCUUGAAAAGGAAGAAUCCGAAUUUCAUUCGAGACUGCGACCUCGCGGAUGUGAAGGGUCCCGUUGUUAACUAUCUUAACUGGGCUUACUCUGCUGGCAUCAUUAUGUCGAACAAGGGUGACGUUGUUCUUCAUCCCGAUUAUUAUUGA
Molecule: messenger RNA, 1815 nt
Organism: Coprinopsis cinerea okayama7#130
Lineage: Eukaryota; Fungi; Basidiomycota; Agaricomycetes; Agaricales; Psathyrellaceae
Exons: 3
Coding region: 1-1815 (604 amino acids)
Source: RefSeq, a predicted model, not a curated record